Messenger RNA from Pararge aegeria (speckled wood butterfly), 2288 nucleotides. It is a transcript of the gene Orc4, whose product is annotated as origin recognition complex subunit 4. NCBI's taxonomy places the organism in Eukaryota, Metazoa, Arthropoda, Insecta, Lepidoptera, Nymphalidae. The record is from RefSeq and is a predicted model, not a curated record. Gene Ontology annotation, cellular component: nuclear origin of replication recognition complex; nucleus. The transcript has 7 exons. The coding region runs from base 159 to 1652 and encodes 497 amino acids. Gene Ontology annotation, molecular function: ATP binding; ATP hydrolysis activity; DNA replication origin binding. Gene Ontology annotation, biological process: DNA replication; DNA replication initiation.
CAGUCGACCGCCGUUGUACGUCAAAAAGAAGCGCGAUUCGCGGUUUACUUUAGCUGCCUACGAACUCGAAUGAUCGCAGAAACAAAACAAUAAUAUGUUUUGAUUUUGACUAUUUGUAAUUUUGUGACACUAACGAAGUCUUAUUUUGUUUGUAAAUAAUGCACGAAAUUAACGCAAACCAUUCAUCUUUGCAAAUGAAACUAAUAAAAAAAUAUUUAAAGUUUAAACUAAUGGAAGAUAAAGUCAAAUUCAAAGAUCACGGGAACGAAAGAAAACAUAUUUAUGAUUUAAUAACACGGUCAGUUCUGCACGGAGAGUCACAUUCUGCUCUUAUUAUUGGUCCGCGUGGUUGUGGGAAGACCACUCUCCUCAACUCAGUUCUUCAUCAGGUCUCAAAAGAAGCAGAUUUAGUAAGUGAUGCCAUUGUCAUUAAAUUAAAUGGCCUGAUACACCAAGAUGACAAAGUUGCUCUCAAAGCCAUUACUGCACAGAUGCAACUAGAAAAUGCAGUUGGUGACAGAGUAUUUGGUACUUUUGCUGAGAAUCUUAGUUUCUUACUGAGCUGUCUCAUGAGUGGAGUGGACAGAAGAUGCAAGAGUAUGGUGUUUAUCUUAGAGCAAUUUGACAUGUUCUGCCACAGUGCUCGCACGCAGACAUUGUUGUACAACCUAUUUGAUAUCACACACAGCAAACAGGCUCCUAUGUGUGUUUUGGGUGUAACAAAUCGCAUAGAUGUGAUGGAGCUAUUAGAAAAACGAGUAAAGUCCCGUUUUUCGCACAGACACAUAUUCAUAUUUCCAAAUGAAGAGGGUGAUGGUUGUGAAGCAAAAUCACCAUUGACCAACUACAAAGAAAUGCUAGUGCACUGUCUCAGUAUGCCUCUUGCCUUGGGAAGGAGAAAAGAAACGCCUAGAGUACGAAAAGGGAGAAAAUCUACAGCCAGUAUGGAAGAGAAAAUGGAUAUCGAUAUUACUUACUCCGAAUAUUCCAUACCAGACCAAGUUCUGAUCAAAUGUAGAACGGAUAUAAAACAAUUCCAAUACCUGGAAUCGGGUUUCCUGGAAGAUUGGAAUUCUCAUAUACAGAGUUUGGCGGACGACCAAAAAGUUCUUGAUUCAUUAGAAAAAUUGUGCUAUUAUACUGUCAAUGAACAAAUCUUUAAGGAUAUAUUGUUUCAAACUGUAUCAAAGCUGUCACCAUCUAAGCCAUAUAUAGACGCGAUUGAGCUAUCCAACACCAUAGAGAACACAGUGUCCCCCGAGCAGAGGGUGAAGCUUCUGCAAUCAUUGUCUAUACUCGAAUUGUCUCUUGUCAUAGCGAUGGUGCAUGGCUUAGAGAUAUUUGAUGGACAACCAAUGAAUUUCGAAAUGGUCUUACACAGAUACACAAAAUUCGCAAACACGAACUCGUCCAACCAAUCGGUACCAAGGCCAGUGGUUCUUAAGGCGUUCGAACAUCUACAGCAGCUAGAGAUAAUAAUGCCGUCCAAGGGUGCCGACCACAGCGUUAGCGAUGCCAAUACCAGCAGGGUGCAGAAAGAAUACAAGCUGUACACCCUGGCUGCGCCCAUCCAUGAUAUAAAAGAAGCCCUCAAAAGUUACAAGGCUUUGCCGACGGAAAUCAACCAUUGGUUCAACAACUCCAUAGACUAAUCACCUUUUAUCCAUAGCCACAGACAUAACAGACCACUGCUGGACUGAAGACCUUUCCUAACGGAAGAGGUUGCUCAUAUUCACCACGCUGGGCAUGCGGGUUGGUGAUCACAGUAUUUCGUAGUAGUAGCACAGAGGAUACUGCUGCCCGUUCUCCGUUAUAUUCUCUUAGUCGCCUAGUACGACACCCGCGGGAAAAGGAGGGGGGGGGACGAAUUAUUUUUUAUCUACCGUCACCACACGGCACACAUAAACUAAUAUAGGUAUUGAAGUGAUUUAUUUCAGGUAUGUAUCUAUGUGAAUUUCAAAGAUAAGGUUCAAUAACCAACUUAUUUGCCAAAUGCUGGAACAGACCAAGUUUAAUUACACUUACACUGUCCGGGGCCUCAGUUUGAUGAACACUGAGCAGCGCUUUGUAGGAUGUUCCUUGUAUGCCCUAUGAAGUUUUGUUCUGUUUAUAAGCGUUGGUAUCCCCUCAACAUCGGGUGGACCAUCUGCUUGAUUCGCCAACAAAUAAAACUAUGAAAAAAAACUUCCUGAGUGACAAUUUAUGAAAAAAAAACCGGGAAAUUCGCCAGUCGUGUUUUCUAUUUGCUGUUUUUUUUAAUUAUUACAAUAAAUUAAAAUCUAAAAGCC